Messenger RNA from Candidula unifasciata, 775 nucleotides. Lineage: Eukaryota; Metazoa; Mollusca; Gastropoda; Stylommatophora; Geomitridae. The record is from the annotation of a GenBank genome assembly.
AACACAGUCAAUUAAACACUUACAAGAAAUACAGACAAUUAAACAUAUACAAGAAACACAGACAAUAAAACAAGUACAAGAAACACAGACAAUAAAACAAGUACAAGAAACACAGACAAUAAAACACUCAAAAGAAACACAGACAAUAAAACAAGUACAAGAAACACAGACAAUAAAACAAGUACAAGAAACACAGACAAUAAAACAAGUACAAGAAACACAGACAAUAAAACACUCAAAAGAAACACAGACAAUAAAACAAGUACAAGAAACACAGACAAUAAAACACUUACAAGAAACACAGACAAUAAAACAAGUACAAGAAACACAGACAAUAAAACAAGUACAAAAAACACAGACAAUAAAACAAGUACAAGAAACACAGACAAUAAAACAAUUACAAAAAACACAGACAAUAAAACAAGUACAAGAAACACAGACAAUAAAACACUUACAAGAAACACAGACAAUAAAAUAUGUACAAGAAACACAGACAAUAAAACAAGUACAAGAAACACAGACAAUAAAACAAGUACAAGAAACACAGACAAUAAAACACUCACAAGAAACACAGACAAUAAAACACUUACAAGAAACACAGACAAUAAAACAAGUACAAGAAACACAGACAAUAAAACAAGUACAAAAAACACAGACAAUAAAACAAGUACAAGAAACACAGACAAUAAAACAAUUACAAAAAACACAGACAAUAAAACAAGUACAAGAAACACAGACAAUAAAACACUUACAAGAAACACAGACAAUAAAACAA